Larimichthys crocea (large yellow croaker) is the source of this 3215-nucleotide messenger RNA. It is a transcript of the gene rhot2, whose product is annotated as ras homolog family member T2. Gene Ontology annotation, cellular component: mitochondrial outer membrane. NCBI's taxonomy places the organism in Eukaryota, Metazoa, Chordata, Actinopteri, Sciaenidae. The record is from RefSeq and is a predicted model, not a curated record. The transcript is spliced from 19 exons. Gene Ontology annotation, biological process: mitochondrion organization. Gene Ontology annotation, molecular function: GTPase activity; GTP binding; calcium ion binding. The coding region runs from base 192 to 2048 and encodes 618 amino acids.
GAGUGUUUCCCAGCCUCCUGUGUGUGUGUGUGUGUGAACCGGAAUGGUUACGGUUUCACCUUGGGGUGCGUAUCGCCGUGGAGGGGGCAGCACACAUUUCAUUUUAGCUAGACAUUUUCACAUUCAAAUGAAAGAUAAAUGUCAGGGUAGCACCGCAGCGCGUCUGACUGCUCUUCAAACACAGAGGAAACAUGAAACAAGACGUCCGGAUACUUUUACUGGGGGAGCCCAAGGUGGGGAAGACAUCUCUCAUCAUGUCUUUGGUUGGUGAGGAGUUCCCAGAAGAGGUUCCCCCCAGAGCUGAAGAGAUCACCAUCCCUGCUGACGUGACUCCAGAGAAAGUGCCCACACACAUAGUGGACUACUCAGAAAAGGAGCAGAGUGACGAAGUCCUUAGAGAUGAGAUCAUCAAGGCUAAUGUGGUGUGUGUAGUGUAUGACGUCACCAACGAGGACACGAUAGACAAGAUCAGAACGAAAUGGAUACCCUUAGUUAACGGAGACGCAGAAAAAGGGAACAAAGUUCCCAUCAUCCUCGUGGGAAACAAGUCUGACCUGCGUUGCGGGAGCUCAAUGGAAACAAUUCUUCCCAUCAUGAACCAGUUCUCUGAGAUUGAAACAUGCGUCGAGUGUUCUGCGAAGAACCUGAAAAACAUUUCAGAGCUGUUCUACUAUGCACAGAAGGCAGUUCUUCACCCCACUGCGCCUCUUUAUGACCCAGAGGACAAACAGCUAAAACCAUUAUGUGUCCGAGCCCUUAGCAGAAUAUUCUACGUUUCCGAUCAGGACAACGACCGUAUCCUCAGUGAUGCUGAACUCAACUGCUUUCAGAAAUCUUGUUUUGGGAAUCCUCUGGCUCCUCAAGCUUUAGAAGACGUGAAGACAGUAGUAUGGAAAAACACCAGCGAUGGCGUUCAGGACAACGGCCUGACCUUAAAUGGUUUCUUGUUCCUUAAUACAUUAUUUAUCCAGAGGGGCAGACAUGAAACCACGUGGACUAUUCUCAGGAAGUUUGGUUAUGACGACAACCUUGAGCUCACGGAUGACUACCUUUACCCAGAACUACGAGUUCCCGUCGGCUGCACCACAGAACUGAAUCAGUCUGGUUACCAGUUCCUCCAGCGUCUGUUUGACAAGUACGAUGAAGACAAAGACUCGGCGCUGUCGCAGACAGAGCUAAAGAACCUGUUUUGCGUCUGUCCUUAUAUGCCAUGGGGUGCCGAGGUCUACAUGACUGUCCCAACCACGGACGAGGGCUACAUCUCCAAGCACGGCUACCUUUGUCAGUGGACGCUUUCUGCAUACCUUGACAUCCACCGUUGCCUGGAGCACCUAGGAUACCUAGGCUACACUAUCCUCACUGAGCAGGAGUCACAGACUGCCGCAAUAACAGUAACACGGGAGAAAGAGGUGGACCUGGAGAAGAGCCAGACACAGCGGUCAGUGUUUCUCUGCAAGGUGAUCGGCCCGCGGGGGACGGGCAAGACAGCCUUUCUCCAGGCCUUUUUGGGCCGCAACGUUUUGAAUAAGGGAAACUCCAGCAGUGCCUUCUCCCCCUAUGCCAUAAACACUGUCCAAGUCAGCAACCAGGAGAAGUAUCUUAUCCUCAACGAGGUGGACGUGGAGGUGGAGUUCCUGAAGGCAUCAGAUGCCUCCUGCGAUGUCGCUUGUCUCAUGUACGAUACCAGUGACCCACAUUCCUUCGAUUACUGUGCCAGUAUAUACAAGCAACACUACAUGGAGAGCAACAUCCCAUGUGUGCUGGUCGCUUCCAAGGUGGACCUUCCCGAGGUCAAGCAGUUCCACGGGAUGACUCCAGCAGAGUUCUGUUAUAAACACCGACUGCCUCCUCCGCUGCCCUUCUCCAGCUUGCUCCUCGAGUCCACCACCAAGAAGAUCUCCACCAGGCUCGCCUGGGCAGCAAUGUACCCACAUCUGAAUGGUUCAGACAUGAGCAACACAUCAUUCUGGCUGAGGGUGGCGCUGGGCUCAGCUGUGGUUGCAGUUCUGGGCUUUGCCAUCUACAGAGCUGUUGUCAGAGUGAAAUGAUCAACAACCAGCUGAGCUUUUUUUUUUUUCCCCCCCUUGCUUUCAAUCCAUCCAUAAAGACCAAACCUCCGAGACCGGAUUCAGAACCACCGCAGUCUGAACUAAAUAUCUCUGCCCUUUUCUCAGCGUCUGACCAGCCUCCGAGUCAGUUGAUUGCAAAAGUCCAAAGGCAAUUGGAAGCUAGCGAUCAUAUUAUUUCCCACGCUGCUGCGCCCAGCUUUUUUCUGCCUUAUAUUAUCCAACCAGGCUAAGUAGGAGUUAGCCUGUCAGCGCUCAGUGCAUCGAUACAUGAAGAGCUGUUCAUGUCCAAACAGGUGCUUUAUCAGAGGGGAGGAAACGCAGGAAGCUUUCCCCUCAAUUUGUUUCGUGUUAAUGGUGAGAUUGGAGAAUUUUUAUAUCCAUGCAGUGGUUCUUAAGCAUAAUAUAGAAAAAUGCCAAAUUGGCAGGACUGAAGAACCAAAGGGCAGCACAUGAAGCAUUUUUAACAGCAAACCUCCUCUAUGAACACUUCCUUUUGACCAUGUUGCCACAGACACAAGAUGUGCAUAACGGAUUUGCCAAAUAACUCCAGCAGCAACGAGUAGAUAAAGCAUGUUGUUUGCCCUGUAGGCAUAAUAUUUCUGCCUGAGAAUGAAAGAUUUUAAUGUUUUUUAGCAGUAAGGCCUGUGGCGGAGAGAUGUGCAUGAAGAAAAAUGGCGGUUUGGUUAUGUAACAGCAAGAACUCAUAAAAAUAUUUUCUCCUGUAAAAGGAGGCCAAACAAACCUUUAAAAAACGACAGCGUGAAAGAAAAACCUUGGCAAAUUCAUCUUCUGCUUUCCACUCUGUUCAUUUUGAAAUGGGAUUAAUUCAUUUUGAUCGAGACAGAAAUAGAUGGCUAAUCUGUGCUUUCUUUUUUUCUUCUUCUAUUUACAUACACCUGACACUGUGCAUACACUUUGACCUUGAUUCACAAUCUUCCAUUGUAAUGUUUUCCAACAUGAGUCAGUCAUGUUAAACGUUGCUUGAUUUAGCGGGGGACCUGCUGUUCUGCAGAUUACACUUGUGUGUGUGACUUUUAAAAUAUGGCUGUUUUCUUACUUGAAAGUGAACUGAUUUAGAUGCUUAAUAAAAGACCAGAUCAGACUGGGUGGGGACCUUCCCCCCAAAAGACCUCAUGGCUGUUGGGA